Molecule: messenger RNA, 2526 nt
Organism: Prunus armeniaca (apricot)
Lineage: Eukaryota; Viridiplantae; Streptophyta; Magnoliopsida; Rosales; Rosaceae
Source: the annotation of a GenBank genome assembly
AUGGGGUUGAGGCUUGUAAUGCGGAAUGUGCUAGUGCUCCUGGUGGUGUUGUGUUCAUGGGUUGGUUCUGCAAAAGCCUCUGUGUCUUAUGACUCUAAGGCUAUUGUCAUUAAUGGGCAGAGGAGGAUCCUCAUUUCUGGAUCUAUUCACUACCCAAGAAGCUCCCCUGAGAUGUGGCCAGAUCUUAUUCAGAAAGCCAAGGAAGGAGGUUUGGAUGUGAUUCAGACUUAUGUUUUCUGGAAUGGGCAUGAACCUUCACCUGGCAAAUACUAUUUUGAAGACAACUAUGAUCUGGUCAAGUAUAUCAAGCUGAUUCAGCAGGCAGGCUUGUAUGUUCAUCUCAGGAUUGGUCCUUAUGUUUGUGCUGAAUGGAACUUCGGGGGAUUUCCUGUAUGGCUCAAGUACAUUCCUGGUAUCCAAUUCAGAACAGAUAAUGGGCCUUUUAAGGCUCAAAUGCAAAGGUUCACAACAAAGAUUGUAAAUAUGAUGAAAGCAGAAAGGUUGUUUCAGUCUCAAGGUGGCCCAAUAAUUCUAUCCCAGAUUGAAAAUGAGUAUGGACCCAUGGAGUAUGAACUUGGUGCACCGGGCAAAGUCUACACUGAAUGGGCAGCUCAUAUGGCUUUGGGACUAGGCACUGGUGUCCCCUGGGUCAUGUGCAAACAAGAUGAUGCCCCUGAUCCUAUUAUUAACGCAUGCAAUGGGUUCUACUGUGACUACUUCUCUCCAAACAAGGCCUACAAACCAAAGAUGUGGACUGAAGCCUGGACUGGAUGGUAUACUGAGUUUGGAGGUGCAGUUCCUUCCCGACCAGCUGAGGAUUUGGCCUUUUCAGUUGCGAGGUUUAUACAGAAAGGUGGAUCAUUCAUUAAUUAUUAUAUGUACCACGGAGGAACAAAUUUUGGCCGAACAGCUGGUGGCCCUUUCAUUGCUACUAGUUAUGAUUACGAUGCUCCCCUUGAUGAAUAUGGAUUAUUAAGGCAACCUAAAUGGGGCCAUCUGAAAGAUCUGCAUAGAGCAAUAAAACUAUGUGAACCAGCUCUAGUUUCUGCAGACCCCACUGUUACACCACUUGGGACUUACGAAGAGGCUCAUGUAUUCAAAUCGAAGUCUGGAGCAUGUGCUGCAUUUCUUGCAAAUUACAAUCCAAGAUCAUUUGCAAAGGUGGCAUUUGGGAACAUGCAUUACAACCUGCCUCCAUGGUCUAUUAGCAUUCUUCCUGACUGCAAGAACACAGUUUAUAACACUGCAAGGGUUGGUGCUCAAAGUGCACAGAUGAAGAUGCCCCGUGUUCCUUUGCAUGGAGCAUUCUCUUGGCAGGCUUACAAUGACGAGACUGCUACUUAUGCUGACACUUCAUUUACCACAGCCGGGUUGUUGGAGCAGAUAAAUACCACUAGAGAUUCCUCUGAUUAUCUGUGGUACCUAACAGAUGUUAAGAUUGAUCCCAAUGAGGAAUUUUUGAGAAGCGGAAAGUAUCCGGUACUGACGAUCUUAUCAGCUGGUCAUGCUUUGCGUGUUUUCAUCAAUGGUCAACUUGCAGGAACUUCAUACGGAAGUUUAGAAUUUCCAAAACUUACAUUUAGUCAAGGUGUGAAUUUGAGAGCUGGUAUAAACCAGAUUGCGCUUCUAAGCAUUGCUGUUGGCCUCCCGAAUGUUGGUCCACAUUUUGAGACUUGGAAUGCUGGUGUUCUUGGCCCCGUCAUACUAAAUGGUCUUAAUGAGGGAAGGAGGGACUUGUCAUGGCAGAAAUGGUCUUAUAAGGUUGGGCUUAAAGGAGAAGCCUUGAGUCUUCAUUCACUCAGUGGGAGUUCCUCAGUUGAGUGGAUUCAGGGGUCUUUAGUCACAAGAAGGCAGCCUCUGACAUGGUACAAAACAACUUUCAAUGCACCAGCUGGAAAUUCACCAUUGGCUCUAGAUAUGGGCAGCAUGGGAAAAGGUCAAGUAUGGAUAAAUGGCAGGAGUAUUGGACGCUACUGGCCUGCUUAUAAAGCAUCCGGUAGUUGUGGUGCCUGUAACUAUGCUGGGACAUAUCAUGAGAAGAAAUGCUUAAGUAACUGUGGGGAGGCUUCCCAGAGAUGGUAUCAUGUUCCUCGCACAUGGCUAAAUCCAACAGGCAAUUUGUUGGUUGUCUUAGAAGAGUGGGGUGGAGAUCCAAAUGGGAUAUUUUUGGUCAGAAGGGAAAUAGAUAGCAUAUGUGCUGAUAUUUAUGAGUGGCAACCAAAUCUUAUGAGUUGGCAAAUGCAAGCCUCAGGCAAGGUCAAAAAACCUGUGAGGCCUAAAGCCCAUUUGUCAUGUGGCCCUGGGCAGAAAAUAUCAUCAAUAAAGUUUGCUAGCUUUGGAACGCCAGAAGGGGGUUGUGGAAGCUUCCGUGAGGGAAGCUGUCAUGCGCACAAUUCAUAUGAUGCUUUUCAAAGGAGUUGUAUUGGGCAGAACUCAUGCUCAGUAACUGUAGCACCUGAGAAUUUUGGAGGUGAUCCAUGUCCAAAUGUCAUGAAGAAACUCUCUGUGGAGGCCAUUUGCAGCUAG